Molecule: messenger RNA, 291 nt
Organism: Vicia faba (fava bean)
Lineage: Eukaryota; Viridiplantae; Streptophyta; Magnoliopsida; Fabales; Fabaceae
Source: the annotation of a GenBank genome assembly
AUGAGCACGACGAGUACCACUACAAUUGCAACAAUGGCAGCUCCGUUGCCGUUCACCAACUCCAAGAUUCAUCGAAGCAGGAGAUUCGCGACGAUGAUAAGGUGUGACGUGGGAGAAGAUUCAUCGCUGAAGAUUGGAGCACGUGUUAGGGUGAAGGUUCCUCUGAAAGUGUAUCAUGUUCCUAAAGUUCCAGAGGUUGAUCUCAGUGGUAGGGAAGAUAUUCAAGGUCCUCGUGGUCCUCUCAAGUUCGUUGCUCACCUCAGGGAUGAUGAAUUCGAAUUACUCGAGUAA